UGUUUGUGGACACGUGCAACGCAUGCACUGUUACUAGUUAUACAAAACAGAACACCCACAAACUACACCCGAACAACAGCCAAAUGUGUAGCACUCUCGACACGAUAUCAACCGGUGGUCUUCCUCAAUGAAACAAGCUCGGUGACGACCAAGUUGACGUCCGUAUGCAUCAAUCUUCCUCCGGUAAAGAGCCCGCCCCUGCAAGCUGCAACAACACGGUCGGGUGAACCUGCGAUUUGGAUCAGUGGGCUAUCAGAAAACCAAACCAUCGCCAGUGCGCAACAUGUCACCGCCCAGACAAAUGGGCCGAGGCGCAAAUCCAAAUAGGACCUUGAUAACAACCGUCUGAUCCACAUUGUCCAACCUGAAAACACCCGUCACAGCAAAAGACCAUUCCCUUGGCCAUUUCUUUUCUCAACUUGUUCUCUGCAGGAACUCUGUCCUGAAUCACUUACCACGCAAACAACUCUGUUCUUCAAUGGAAUCCCAAGCCCCCAAAGCAUUUGCACACGAGUAUCAGCCACUCGAUCCCCUGAAAGUCAAAGCUCGAACCAUAUAUACUUAGCAGUUUAUAUCUUAUAAUCUUGUUAAGAGCGAGCUCCCAAAACAACAGAAUCAUCUUGUCUAGUAAGGCAAAAUCUCCCACAAAAUGCUCACCAGUUCAGACCAUUCCACCAACUCGAGAUUCCGCACGGAUGCAGCUGGACACUUGCUUUGCUUGUCCACAUACCUCCAUCAAACUAGAUAAGCAUGCCACACGUAUGCUCAAUUAUGUAAUCUGUCUGGACUAUUUACUUUGAAGACAACCCUCUUUUUAUAUUGUUUAUUAAAAUAGUCUUCAUAAAGAUCUAAGGUAGAUAAACCUCAUGCAUGCUAGGCCUAGUAUUUUUCAUGGACUCUGUACCACCAUAUCCCUCAUUCAAUUCUAGCCACAUAAUAAGGAUCCAAUUGUUCAAAUAUGAGGUUUGCGAAAAGCAUAGGUACUUGUAGAGAAAAUUAAAUAGUUAUUCAUCCAAUUUCAGGAAAAAUAUAGAUACUUAUUUGUCAAACUCAACUCUAUAUGUCCUCUUUUUUCCCCCAAUCAUCAUCCCCUGGUCCCUUAGUCACUCUAACCCCAGGCGUAGCUACUGCCAAUGAUGUAUUAUCCAUCCUGUAGAUAUUCGACCUCGUUUUCACUGGCAACUAGCAUCUUCGGCUAUCUCAUCAGGUGGGAUCUUGUUCAGCAAUCGCCGCACCAAUAAGCAAGAACAGAGGACAGUACACAAAAUCAACUUUGUCUGCUAAUUCUCAGAAUCUCUGCAACAAUGCCUUAUUCCAGUAUUCUUGCUUGAUACAAUUGUUCUUGGAAUAAUAUAGCAACGAAGAGAAACUCUCACACAUUUGAUCUUGACAGACAGAAAUCAGCAAUGCUUUACCCAGCCCAGCUAUUUAACCACCUAUGUCUUGCACUGAUAGCUCUGUGUUUGUUUCCUGUGGUGUCUGAAGGCACGGACAUGCAACUGAGCUGUGGCACCGCCAGCAAUUCUAGUGAUUCCCAUGGCCGAACAUGGUAUGGGGAUGCUAACUAUGGGUUAGAUUUUCCUGGCUUUUCAGCCAAGGCAUCAUACCAGCACCCUUCACUUCCUUCCCCGGUACCUUACAUGACUGCUCGCAUCCUCACUUCGAAUUUCACAUUUCCUUUUGGGGUUGACCCUGGCCGCAUGUUCCUUCGGCUCUACUUCUAUCCAACUUCUUACGGUGAACGUUCUGCUGCAGAUGCAUUGUUUAGUGUCAGUGCAGGGAUCCAUAGACUUCUAAAUGACUUCAAUCCAGCCCAGACUGCUAAUGCCAUGGGUCGCACUUACCUCAUCCGUGAAUACUCCUUGAAUGUUACUUCAGCUGUUCUUAAUGUCACAUUUUCCCCAUCACCACACCAUGCUGGGUCUUACGCGUUUGUGAAUGGCAUUGAGGUUGUGACCACUCCUGAUAUUAUCACGAUACCGGUGCCAAGAUUUGUGAAUGGUGGGAACCCAGAUCUGAUCCCGAUUUCCUCUAGCAUAGGCCUUGAAACAAUGUACCGUCUUAAUGUUGGGGGUGCGACUCUCCCUGGGCAAUACGAUUCUGGUUUUUACCGCUCAUGGGAAGACGACUCCCCCUACAUAUAUGGAUCUUCAAUUGGUACGGCUUUUUUCAAAGACAGUGAUGUAACAAUCAGUUACCCGCUUACCAUGCCGGAUUACAUAGCACCGGUGUAUAUCUAUCAGACAGCAAGAUCUAUGGGGCUGGAUUCACCUCACAACAUGAGGUACAAUCUUACAUGGAUUUUGCCUGUCGAUGCGGGGUUCUACUAUCUUUUGAGGUUCCAUUUCUGUGAGAUUGCAUAUCCAAUAACCAAUGUAAACCAGAGGAGUUUCUCCAUAUACAUCAACAACCAAACAGCAGUGGAGCAGAUGGAUGUCAUUCUUUUGAGCGGAGGAAUCGGUAUACCAUUUUACACCAACUACGUCGUUGUCACAGUUGGUCAUGGUCAGACAGAUCUGUGGCUAGCCCUCCAUCCUGAUCUCAGCAACCGUCCACAAUAUUAUGAUGCAAUUCUGAAUGGCCUGGAAGUCUUCAAGCUACAGGAUAACAGCAAUAAUAAUCUUGCUGGUGUCAACCCUACACCCAAGCAAAAUCGUGAUGGGGCAGCAUCUCAUGGUCAAGAUAAAACAAAUGCUAGAAUCCCAGCAAUCAUUGGAGGUGGAGCUGCUUCUGGUGUCUUGGCUUUGUUGAUUUCUAGUUUCUGCAUUUAUGUUAUGUACAGGUGGAAGAAAACUAACUACACUCAUGGCAAAACCAAUGGGAAUCCUCCCAACGGAGAUAGAGAAUUGCUAUUGGCCACCUCGCACUCGAAGGAUUUGAAGCUUUGCCACCACUUCUCGUUCAAGCAAAUCCAAGAAGCCACCAAUGACUUCGAUGAGACCCUUGUCCUUGGCAAAGGUGGGUUUGGGAAUGUAUACCAAGGUCAGAUAGCUGGUAGGAAGAAGGUGGCAAUCAAGCGUGGUAACCCGCUAUCCCAGCAGGGCAUUCAGGAAUUCCGGAAUGAAAUCGAAAUGUUGACCAAUCUCCGGCAUCGGCACCUUGUGUCACUGAUUGGCUAUUGCGAUGAAGAUUUCGAGAUGAUCUUGUUAUAUGAUUACAUGGCCAAUGGGACACUUCAGGAGCACCUGUACAAGACGACUAAACCACCAUUAGCAUGGGAGCAGCGCCUUGUGAUAUGCAUUGGAGCCGCACUGGGGCUGCACUACCUGCACACCGGUGCAAAGAGGGCCAUCAUCCACCGUGAUGUAAAGAGUACUAACAUUCUGUUGGAUGACAAGUGGGUGGCAAAGGUUUCCGACUUUGGAUUGUCUAAGGCUAGUGCAGACGUGGACAAUACCCAUGUGAGCACGGUUGUGAAAGGCACCUUUGGGUAUCUAGAUCCUGAGUACUUCCGUCGGCAGCGACUCACCAACAAAUCAGAUGUGUACUCCUUUGGGGUUGUUCUGUUUGAGGUUCUGUGCGCGCGUCCAGUAAUAGAUCCUGAGCUUCCCGAUGAGCAAGUUGGCUUGCGUGAGUGGGCUCUGUCUUGCCAGAGGAAAGGUGUGCUCGGCGAGAUCAUCGACCCCUAUCUUAUGGGCAAAAUCACCCCCCAGUGCUUCAGAAAAUUUGCAGAGACUGCAGAGCAAUGUGUUUCUGAACAUAGCGUCGAUAGGCCAUCUAUGGGUGAUGUUCUGUGGAGCCUCCAAAUCGCACUACAGCUGCAGGAGGAGGACUGCAACCACUCUGAGGAGACACCAUUGUUGAACAGGUCAUCGCUGGUGACCACCGGGGUGCGACCAUCUUCAGGUUCAACAAUGAGCAUCUCAGGACAGAAAGCUGUAUUCUCAGAGAUCAUGCAUCCAGAUGGCCGAUAAGACGAAAGUCCUAUACUUUCAGGACUUUUAGUUAUGAUCUGCUGAUUUUUGUGAAGCUGGUAGAUUAAGAUUUACAGCUGGAUUUGCCCCUUAUGUACUAGCAGGUGUGCUGUUUAAAAGAUUCAUAAAUCUGUCCGCGCACUGUACAUUCUGAUUAUGUUCCUAAUUGACAAUAUUGUAAGUUAUUGAAUUGAUAUCUGUACUACCGAUAUGUACUAUGAUGCAGCUCAAUCUUUCCGUAA
Hordeum vulgare subsp. vulgare (domesticated barley) is the source of this 4156-nucleotide messenger RNA. Its product is annotated as receptor-like protein kinase FERONIA. Gene Ontology annotation, biological process: protein phosphorylation. Gene Ontology annotation, molecular function: protein kinase activity; ATP binding. The record is from RefSeq and is a predicted model, not a curated record. NCBI's taxonomy places the organism in Eukaryota, Viridiplantae, Streptophyta, Magnoliopsida, Poales, Poaceae. The transcript has 2 exons. The coding region runs from base 1407 to 3914 and encodes 835 amino acids.